AUGAAGGAGGCGGUUGCAGUGACUUUCAGUCUUCGUCGUCGUCGUCGUCGUCCUCCUCCUCCUCUUCCUUUCCUCAAGGUAUAUUCAAACCUGGAUUUUUCAAAAGAUUGCGUUGAGCCUCCAGUCGUGCCGAGGGACGACUUGCUUUACCUUCAAAAGGAGGUUGGAGAGCAUCCAAACAAAGCAGAGAACACACCUUUUACCAACGAGGAGGAUCAAUUGGACCUCAACGAUCUGAACGGCGAGGGUACCGUCAAGGAAACCGAAGGUUUCUCUCAGAGCACCUUCAGUGAGCAGAUUGACUCGCCCACACCAUCGAUAGAGGAGGACUUCCUCCCACCAGCACCUCCUAUGAAGUCGGAAUUUCCGCCCGAAGAAGGUCUCCAAGAGGAGCCUGAGUUUCAGGAGCACUUUUACCCUGGAGAGGAUUUUAAUGCCGAUGGGCUUGCUCCUGAUCAUUUUCAAGAAGACGUACCAGAAGAAGGAGAAGAAAGUAAAGAGCAUUUUGAGGAUCAGGAACCUUUUGAAGCUCGAGAACAUCACGAGAGACUAGAACAGUUAGAGAAUCAAGAAUAUUUUGAUAAUCAGGAAAAUUUCGAAGGCGAGGUUCUCCACGAGGUACCAGAACAGCAAGAGGAACAUUUUGGGGAUCAGGAGCAGUCCGAAAACGAAGAGCAUAUUGAGAGCAUGGAAUUGCACGAGAGUCAAGAAAAGUUCCAGAAUCCAAGUUAUUUUGAGAACCAGGAACACUACAAGGACCAGGAAUACUGCGAAGAGGAGAAGGAACCGGAGGUAGAAUCUGAGCUACCAAUCGAACACCCAUCCCCGCCAGAACUCCUCCACGCAAGCGAGCAGGUAGAGCAUACUGACCAUCUUUUGGAGAAUCCAGAAGGCCACAUUGAGACUCCUCAAGACACUGAUAUUUUGGACAAGGCUCACAUGAACCUAGUCGGUGAAACAGAUCAAUUUACGGUGGAAAAACAGGAGUCAACACCUUUCCACUCCAUAGCAAGAAUUGGAGCAGGGGAAGCAGAAAUAGAUGACUUUCAGCCUGAGGCUUCAUUGGCUUCAAGUGAACACCCGGCGGAAUGGAACAGGCACACAGCGGAUGCAUUGGAUAUUGCAGUUAGCGAACAACCCAUAGUGCCACAGCCGCCUGUUAUGCAUAUUAAAGAUGCAGUCCAACAGGAGGCGAAACCUUCUUUCCACGAUAUCAAAAAGAAUUUGGAAAGGAGAAAGUAA
Molecule: messenger RNA, 1242 nt
Organism: Echinococcus granulosus
Lineage: Eukaryota; Metazoa; Platyhelminthes; Cestoda; Cyclophyllidea; Taeniidae
Exons: 2
Coding region: 1-1242 (413 amino acids)
Source: RefSeq, a predicted model, not a curated record